AGAAAAAAUAAUUAAUUUUACCAAACAAAUUAGUUAAAAUAAUUUUCUUUUAUUAUACUUUUGUUUUAAUUUCUCAGUUAUUAUUGGCUUUGUGUCUAUAUAAUUUCAUUCGCUUUUAGUUAUCGAAAAAAUAUAUAAAAAAUUAAAAAAGAAAAAAAAAAAAAUCAAAACAUUAACCAACCACAAAACAAGUAAAAGUAGUCAGCAACAGCAGCCGCCAUCUCCCACAAAAGUUUUUUUUUUUAACUUUUAUUCUUUGAUUUCAUUUAAUAUUUUUAAGACAUUAAAACAAAUAAUUGGAACAUCAUCAGCACAAAAAAAAAUACAAAAUUGAUUUAUUUUUUGUCGGAAUAAUUCAAUGAUAUCGAAUUUGUGGCGGCGUCUAACGCUGUGUGUAGAACAAAACUUAACAGCUGCAUAUUUUAGAGCUAACAAACUAAGAAGAGUUGGAAUCAGAGGAAUGCAUAGCUCAAUUGAAGAUGUUAAAAUGUGCGAUAUGCAUGUGAAAAUCCUUCCAGCUUUGCAGGAUAAUUUUAUGUAUUUGAUUAUCGAUACAGAAACCAGGGAAGCAGCAAUUGUUGACCCAGUCGAUCCAGACUGUGUCAUCAAAGCAGUUGAAGAUGAGGCAGUCAAAUUGACUAAAGUCUUGACUACCCAUCAUCAUUGGGAUCAUGCUGGUGGCAAUGAAAAACUAGUCAAAGCUUUUCCAACUCCAUUGGUUGUCUAUGGGGGUGACUCACGUAUCGGUGCUUUGACUGAUAGUGUCCGUCAGGAUGAUACUUUUCAAAUUGGAAAACUAAAUGUUCGUUGUUUAUUCACUCCUUGUCAUACUAUUGGGCAUAUUUGCUAUUAUGUUGAAUCACCUGGUGGUGAAAAAGCCGUCUUUACUGGAGACACUCUAUUCCAAGGAGGUUGUGGGCGGUUCUUUGAAGGAACAGCUGAAGAAAUGUACUCGGCAUUGAUUGAGAAACUAUCGGCUUUGUCUGAUGAGACGAAAGUCUUUUGUGGACAUGAGUACUCUUUGCAGAAUCUAUCUUAUGCGCGACAUGUUGAGCCACAGAAUGAAGAUGUCCUUAAAAGGAUUGAAUGGUGCAAGUUGAGAAGGGCAGAAUCGAGUCCAACUGUUCCAUCAACAAUUGGGGAGGAGAAGUUGUGGAAUCCAUUUAUGAGAGUUCAUAAGGAGACUGUUCAGAAGCAUGCUGGUGAAAAAGAGCCGAUUCCUACAAUGAGGAGCUUGCGGAAGGAGAAGGAUACAUUCAAGGGUUAGAAGGACGACUGGUUUAGGGAUUUAAAAAAGCCUUUUUGGUGGAAUAUUUAAGGAAGUAAAACGCACAAAUAGAUUUGAUUUUCUCUUUUCUAUCGCUAUAAUGGAAUUUUUAUCUUAUUUUUUUCUUCUUUUUCUUGU
Messenger RNA from Episyrphus balteatus (marmalade hoverfly), 1405 nucleotides. It is a transcript of the gene tzn, whose product is annotated as hydroxyacylglutathione hydrolase, mitochondrial. Gene Ontology annotation, molecular function: hydroxyacylglutathione hydrolase activity. The record is from RefSeq and is a predicted model, not a curated record. The coding region runs from base 359 to 1267 and encodes 302 amino acids. The transcript is spliced from 3 exons. NCBI's taxonomy places the organism in Eukaryota, Metazoa, Arthropoda, Insecta, Diptera, Syrphidae.